Molecule: messenger RNA, 5276 nt
Organism: Pectinophora gossypiella (pink bollworm)
Lineage: Eukaryota; Metazoa; Arthropoda; Insecta; Lepidoptera; Gelechiidae
Gene: ath
Product: ATP-dependent RNA helicase DHX33-like
Exons: 12
Coding region: 269-2401 (710 amino acids)
Biological process (GO): positive regulation of transcription by RNA polymerase I
Cellular component (GO): intracellular anatomical structure; nucleolus
Molecular function (GO): ATP binding; RNA binding
Source: RefSeq, a predicted model, not a curated record
UCAUUUCGUACAUUCACAAAAAUAUCGAGUUUAUUAACACGUGUGGCGCAGUUUCGAUGUUUAUUUUUGAUAAUAUAUAUCAGAAAGCAGUGUGUUAAUAGCCUGUGUAAGGUUGAUUAAAACAUUUUGGUCAGUAUGCCUUGUUGUGGGUUAUUUUAUUACUGCCAGAGUUAUUGCCAUCAAGAGCUAAUGAGUUGUUGAAAGUUUUGUCAUGAAAAGAAAACACUGCUGUUGGUCUGGCAGGGUAUAUCUAAUAUAGUAUUUAAUUAUGGAUUCCAAAUAUACAUCAGUUGGACUUGAAAAAACAAAUGGUAUUAAGAGAAAAAAUAAUAUUGAUAACAUAAAGGUAAAAAGAAUAAAAUUAUCUAAAGAAAAUUCUAUAGCGGUGAGCACAAAUGGCCAUGCUUUCCACAUUAAAAACGGUGAAGAAAAGAGUAACAACAAUAAUAACAUAAGAAUUGUUCCUGAUGAAAAUUUACAAGAAGCACGAAGGAAGUUGCCAGUGUAUGCUGUGAGGGGAAGGUUGCUAGAGGAAAUAAGGAAGAACAACACAAUGAUUUUGAUAGGAGAGACAGGCAGUGGCAAGACAACUCAAAUUCCCCAGUUGAUUCAUGAGCAGAGGUUGGAGGGUGGGGGCUCCAUAGCAGUCACACAGCCACGCAGGGUUGCUGCCAUUACUAUUGCUCUUAGAGUUGCCGCUGAGAUGAAUACCGAGAUUGGGAGUAUUGUGGGGUAUUCUGUGAGAUUUGAAGAUGUAACCAGUCCUAGGACUAAAGUGAAAUAUCUGACAGAUGGUAUGCUACUUCGGGAAGCCAUAGUAGAUCCCUUACUCAAGAAAUAUACAGUAGUUAUAUUGGAUGAGGCACAUGAACGGACUGUUAGCACUGAUGUUCUUUUUGGUAUAGUCAAAUUGGCACAAAAAGAAAGGAUUGAAAAGAACUUGACACCAUUGAAGAUAAUUAUCAUGUCGGCUACAAUGGAUGUAGAUACAUUUAGAAAAUACUAUGACAACUGUCCUGUGGUUUACUUAGAAGGCCGCACAUACCCAGUAACUAUAUAUCAUUCUAAAAUGAAACAAGAGGAUUACCAAUAUGCUGCUGUUUGUACCAUAUUCCAACUUCAUGCAACUACACCAGCCAACCAAGAUUUCCUAGUGUUUUUGACUGGACAGGAAGAAAUUGAGACAGUCAUGUAUAAUAUUAAACAAAUUGCAAAGGAAGCACCUGGGCCUCAGAUAAGGGUCUGUCCCUUGUAUGCUGGACUGCCAGCAGCCAAGCAGCUCCAAGUUUGGAGGGAGACCCCUCCAGGAAUGAGGAAAAUCGUUUUGGCAACUAAUAUUGCUGAAGCAUCGGUUACUAUACCUCAAAUAAAGGUUGUCAUUGACACAGGUGUAGUCAAAGAAAGAACAUGGUGCACGGCCACGGGAGCCGAGCGCCUGCGCGUGGCGGCGUGCGCGCAGGCGGCGGCGUGGCAGCGCGCCGGCCGCGCGGGCCGCACGGCGCCCGGCGCCGCCUACCGGCUGUUCACCGCGGCUGACUUUGCCGCGCGCCCACCGCACAACACGCCUGAAAUUGUUAGAUGUCCCUUGGCACCAACAAUACUUCUGUUGAUAGCCGCGGGGAUGGAGCCGAGUACGUUUCCGCUUAUAGACGCACCUCCACAGGAUACUGUCAAGGCUUCUUUGAUUCUGCUAAAGGAAUUAGGUGCUAUAGACAGUGAGAUUAAUCCAAAGCUAACAGUGGUCGGCAGAAAGAUGUCUUCAUUUCCCAUCGACCCUAAAUAUUCUAAGGUGCUGUUGAUAGCACCGGAGUAUAAUUGCUUGGAUGAGGCUUUAAGUUUAGUAGCAGUUUUAUCCAGUGAAAACAUAUUUCACACGCCAAUGCAUAAGCGUGAAGAAGCUAUAAAAGUAAAACAGAAGUUUGUUUCGCCAUUGGGAGAUCACAUCACUUUGCUAAAUGUGUACAAAGCUUUUUGUAAAGCUCCUCUUAAAAAGCAAUGGUGUAAAGAGAAUUACUUGAAUCACAAGAACUUGACGUAUGCGAGUGAGAUCCGCCAGCAACUGUUAUCAAUUUGCCAACGGUUGAAUUUGACUGUGUCUACUUGUGGAACUGCCACUGAUCAGCUUUUGAAGUGUCUUCUAAGCGGUUUAUUCACGAACUGCGCGUGGUUGCGUGGCGGCGCAGGCGGCGGCUGCGGGCGCUAUGUGACAGCUGGCGGGGCUGCCGCCUCCUUACACCCUGCUGGAGUGCUUCAUGCACUUAGGCCUCCGCCCCCCGCCCUGCUGUACACCGAGCUGCUGACCACGCGCCGCACCUACCUCGUCACCUGCUCUGUCAUACAGCCGCAGUGGCUGCAUCAAGUCGCGCCCGACUACGCCAGGAGGUGUCGUGCCAAUCGGUGACCGUCAAGUUGUUACGUUCUGGUAGGUUACACUAUUUCAAUAGAAUUUCGUCAUAAUAACUGCACUAUGAGAUGCCAAUUUAUUAAUUAAGAUAGAUUUAUGUUACUACGGGUAAUUUUUGUUACGCGUGAAUGAAUGUCAAACAUUUUUGAGUUGUCACAUAGGAAAUAUCUAUUGAUAUUUUUUAAAGUUAUACAUGUGUGUGUAUAUUGUAGUUAUAUAGUCAUUACAGCUUUUAAUUGUGGAUAUAAAUGUUAGACAAUGCAUGUUUUGCUUAAGUUAUAAUUUCACUUUGUUAUUAUAGUUUUAGUUUCGUAUACAUAAUAUAAAUAAUAGGUAGUAAUCAUCGUCAUCUGUCUGAGCUAACGGGAGUUGUACCAAGUUGCACACAUUUGUUAUACAAAGAUUAAAUUUUACUAUUAAUUAAACUAUGUAUCACGGUAGCGAUUGAUGAAUGUGGAGGAAGCAAGAGAAGUGUGUCAGGAUCGAAGCAAAUGGAAUUCUAUAGUCUCUGCUUACCCCGGUGGGAAAUAGGCGUGAGUUUAUGUAUGUAUGUAUCACGGUAAGGAAAAUAAUAUCACCUUCUACAGAUAGACGAGUCGCAUACCGACGCCAGAUAAAAGCUUCGUCUCAUGGAGUCUUACAAAGUCUCCCUCCAUGAUGCUCCCGGGCCUAUAGAAGAACAUCGUCAGUCAUGUAGUCUUUGGGGAGUGACACGCGUGCGAUUGUGUCGUCAGCAAAAGGGUAGUUUCCAACUAGUCAAAUCAGUUACAUUUUACUAAUAAAACACGACUACUAUGGAAUUCUACGAAUUUGUAUGAAAAAGCAACCUGUGACGUCAUAGAAAAACGUGUCAAAAUGUCGCACUUAUUAUUACAUUUAUUUUAUUAUUAAAAUUCAUAUAUUUUUCUUUGUUUAAAUAUGUUUACCACUAAGGCAUGUACGGUCCCUACUACAUAUGUUGCGUAACAAUAUUGUACGUGCAGCCGGAAUUUUUCCUCCCAACUGACGUCGCUAUUGACGAGUCGCAAAGCGACGCCAGAUAAAGGUUUCGUCUCAGGGAGUGUUACAAAGCCUCCGUCACAAUAUUUUUAAUGGCAGGUGUUUUCACAUGUCUAGAUUAAUUCCUGGCUUUGCGUAACAUUGCAGAAAACUUGUAAAGGGUGCUUUAUUUGUUACAUUAUAUUAUGAGAUAGUCUAGUGUCGGUUUGAUCAACAUCAUAUCUGAAACUGUACUGUAAUUUUCGAUUAAUAACAUUGAGGUUAUUAGUUUUGAGGUCAUUUGUGUUGCGUGGUGCUCCUUCGAUACUUAACAUCGACUUUUUUAACUCUUAAUUCUUGGCUUUUUUAUAAAACAAAACCAGUCAUUAAUUUCAAAUGUUUUAUUGUCUAUCGACUUGGUUAUAUUUACACAAUGGCAAUGUACCCCAACAAGAUAAACUUCCCCAGGGUGGAAUCUUAUGGGUGUUUGUCAGUUUUUUACCCAAGUCCAACGUUUAAAAGAUAUUUCUUAUUUUAUGUAACACCUGUAAAGUAAAACAUUUAACAUAAUCUAUUAACACAUCAAAAUCUGUCGUUUAGCUGAUGCCAUCCGAAAAAUAAGAAGUAGUAUGUAUUUCUUUGCCUUUCCAUAAUACACACUUGUACUAGUUCCUGAGUCAUUUUAACAGAGAAAAGUGAAUAUAUAUUUUUAUAACUAAUUAUUUCGACGUUUUGUGCCAUUAUGAAUAGAAAAAUAUUGAAAAUUAUAUUAUAAUAAAUAAACAUUUUAUAACAGAUGUAUAAGUUGUUAGAUUUAAUACGAGAACUUAGUUUAAUGAAAUAUAAAAUGCUUUCUGUACUAAAAUAAUGUUUCUUAUCAGUCUUUUUAUGAUGAAAUGUAACUGUAUCAUUUUAACGUGCUGGAAGGAACGCUAGAUUGAAGGUACAACUUUAGAACCUAGGCUUCCCUGUACUAACUUAUGUAAAACCUUAUGUAUUUAUGAAUUAUUUUUAACAAAAAUACUGCAUUUUUUAUUUAAAUCGAAUUCGUGAACCCGUCGUGGUCCGAGUUUUAAACCCAACGUUCCUCCACUACGCGCAAUGUUUCCGCAUUUUACCUGAAAUAAAUAAAAAUAUGCAUAAGUAUUAUUAAGAUGAUGGUGCUGAUUCCAGCAAACACCUAAUUUUAUUUUAAGUUAUACUUGUCAUACCGAAAAGGAAUGGGACGGGCAAUGGACUGACCUUAAAAUUUAUGGAGCAUGACAGUAUUAGGGAGAAAACUUAACAGAACAACUUGACAACACUUUCAACAUUUUAAUGAUUUCUUGAACGCUAUACCUUAUGCUGAACUUAUGCUGAGUCGGUUCCUUUUUCACAGUUGUGUCACAUUACUCAAAAAAUCUACUUCUUACAAAAUAUAUUGUACAACUAACAAUCUAUGUAACUAAAUUUAAGAUUGUAGUGUGACAUAAUUGGUUGAAUAAAUGAUUUUUCUUUCUUUCUUUCUUUCUAUACAAUUGAAUUGAUAGGAUAUGUCAAACGGGUUGCAUACCAGCGAGAUGCCUUUUUGAGACAUCCGAGUUAUUGUUACAUUCACAGAUUUAUUUUAAAGUUUACAACUGUCAAUCAUCCGUCCCUUUCGUUUUUGGCGGAUAAGAAAAUGACAGGUAUAACAGAAAAUAAAUUAAGAAGUGUCUGUUGGAAUCAGCACCAAUUUGUUAAAGUUGUUAGUAUGUAAUUAUAAUAUUUUAAGAAAUCGAUUGUGAAAAGGUGCUAACGUUAUAUGUUGUAAAUAAAAAUGCAAUUUAAGCUUCAAUACAUUAUUUUGUUAGGAAUUGUUUAACAUAAGAGUAUGUUAUGUGUCAACGGUACAUUAAUAAAGAUUUAAUUGUAA